CUUGUGGCACGGGAAUGUGGGAUAGAAGAGUGCAGUCGAUCUCCGGUCGUGGCGCGGACGCGUUCUCUCGCCGCACAAAUCAAUCAAUGACUGGAAAGCCGCACGCGCACCGCUCGACGCGCGCUCUUACAAAAUGAUUACAGCACUCCUUUUUGCUAUUUUAGUGACAUUUCUGACAGGAUACAUACUUCAAACAAUUACUAAACCUAAGAAAUAUCCACCAGGUCCAAAAUGGCUACCGUUUGUUGGAUGCAGCAACUUAGUACAAAAAAUGAGCAAACUACAUGGUUCGCAGUGGAAAGCGCUCUCACAAAUAGCCAAAGAAUAUUCGACCAAGGUGCUUGGUCUGAAGUUAGGAAGUGAAUUAGUUGUAGUCGUGUAUGGAGACCGAAAUAUACGCCAAGUACUUGUAGAACCGGAAUUUGAAGGCAGACCAAACAGUUUUUUUAUCAAAUUACGAUGUUUCGGAAAAAGGAUGGGAAUAACAUCAGCAGAUGGCCCCUUAUGGCGAGAACACAGAAAAUUUGCAGUCAAACAUCUCAAAAAUGUUGGCUUUGGCAAGGCAUCCAUGGAACAAGAGAUACAGGAAGAAAUGGCUAGAUUAGUUGAUUACAUACGAAAUAAUAAUUCUAAACCAAUAAGUCCAAAGAGUAUUUUUGCUACAGCCGUUAUGAAUGUUCUGUGGAAAUAUGUGGCAGGAGAAUCCAUUGAAGAAGAUCGUCUCAAGUUGCUACUAGAACUGCUUAGUGCCCGAUCUAAGGCGUUCUCCAUGGCAGGAGGGUGGCUCAAUCAGUUCCCUUGGUGCAGAUUCUUCUUCCCUGAAGCAAGUGGAUAUUCGCUUAUAAAUAGAAUUAAUUUACAAAUUUCCGCUAUUAUUGAGGAAGCAAUACAAAAACAUAAAAAUAAUGCAGCGAAUAGUGGUGAUGAUUUUAUUUAUUCGUUCCUAAAUCAAAUGAAGGUGGAAAAAGGCACAUUUACGGAACUACAGUUAAAAGUGGUAUGCCUAGAUAUGUUCAUCGCCGGGUCACAAACUACAAGUAACUUGCUGGAAUUCAUUCUUCUUACGGUUCUAAGGAACCAGCAUAUACAGGACAAAAUUUAUGAUGAAAUACAACGUGUCAUAGGAAAAAACGUGCCUAGUUGGACUGAUAGUCACAAGCUUAUUUACACAUCGGCUUUCCUGCUGGAAGUUCAAAGGUGUUAUGCAAUAGUGCCUCUGAUGGGCCCUAGAAGGGUUCUAAGUGACAGCAUUGUAGAUGGCUAUAUGAUACCGAAGGACACCACUGUAUUGAUAUCAGUCGGCGACCUCUAUUUGGAUCCGGACGUUUUCGAAGACCCUCAUGAAUUUAAGCCUGAGAGAUUUAUCGAUGAGUACGGCGCGUUAAAAAAUGCCGAGCAUGUCUACACCUUCGGCUUAGGUCGAAGAAGGUGCCCCGGCGACGCUUUAGCUCGAUCGUUCGUCUUCUUAACAUUCGUGGGGAUUUUGCAGAAGUUUAAGAUCCAGGGCGUCAACGGUGUUCCCAGUGACGAGCCAGUUAUAGGCCUAAUAGCUGCCCCGAGACCGUACUCCGCGAUAUUUGUGUCACGGCAAUGAGAUGUUAAAGUUAAGCAAUCAUAUUAACGACAUAAGCGACUUUAAUGACCUCUAACACUAUAAAGAUAGACGGUAAAUUGAGCUAAGCAUUUUUUUCUCGAUCUAUUUAAGUAUGGCACGUUCUGCGAAGUGGGACCACCUCAAUUUACUUUAUUUUUCAAAAACUGAUGUGAACGUUGCAUUUUAUCUACAAGUUUGGCAAAUUAAUUGAUGCGAAUUUUUAAGUAGUUACCUCAUGUUGGCUUUUAAAUUUGACUUUACAGUGAUGAUUUUGAAUGAUAAGUAUUUAAUGACGUUCAUUGUGAUUUGAUUUGUAAUCUUUUACGGUUACUAUACUCGUUUCAAUCUUGGAAUCUUUCGCUUGCUCGGGUAUCAAUAUACACGAGGGGUUAAACAACAACGUCGCCUCCUUGUAAAACAAGUAAGUAACUAUUUUUGGCAGUAACUUCAUACUAGUACGUAGAGUCGGACCACGCUAAGUUUUCCAACCAAGUGCUAAGACAAGUUUGGAGCUUAUAGGGAUAGGUAUGUAUAUAUGCACGUGCAGAGUUUAGGAGGUAUAUAAUAUUUAUAAUAUAAAGAAAAAACCCGAGUGCCAAGUUUUCAGACACAUUUUUGUACUUACUACGUGUCAUUGAUAUAUU
Molecule: messenger RNA, 2238 nt
Organism: Cydia strobilella
Lineage: Eukaryota; Metazoa; Arthropoda; Insecta; Lepidoptera; Tortricidae
Gene: Cyp305b1
Product: probable cytochrome P450 305a1
Exons: 8
Coding region: 134-1594 (486 amino acids)
Biological process (GO): xenobiotic metabolic process
Cellular component (GO): intracellular membrane-bounded organelle; cytoplasm
Molecular function (GO): iron ion binding; heme binding; oxidoreductase activity, acting on paired donors, with incorporation or reduction of molecular oxygen, reduced flavin or flavoprotein as one donor, and incorporation of one atom of oxygen
Source: RefSeq, a predicted model, not a curated record